Phragmites australis (common reed) is the source of this 689-nucleotide messenger RNA. RefSeq names its product protein NOI4-like. NCBI's taxonomy places the organism in Eukaryota, Viridiplantae, Streptophyta, Magnoliopsida, Poales, Poaceae. The record is from RefSeq and is a predicted model, not a curated record. Bases 173 to 424 code for a protein of 83 amino acids. The transcript has 3 exons.
GUAAUAAUAACACCAACCCAAUUAAUUAGCGCUCACUCUUCUUCCCUAAUACGAGUAACCAAACCCUCCAAACCGAUUCCUCUCCCCUUCCCCUUUCCUUUCCCGUUGCGGUGCGCUGCUCUUCCCCUCCUCCAAUCCCUCCCUCACCCGAAGCAGAGGAAGGAGAAUCGCCAUGGCGGCGGGAAAAGGAAGUCCGCUGCCAAAAUUUGGAGAAUGGGAUGUGAAUGACCCCGCCUCAGCUGAGGGAUUCACUGUAAUCUUCAACAAAGCCAGAGAUGAGAAGAAGACUGGUGGCAACUCACAGGGACAAGAUGUGCCCACAAAAACUUCACAGCUAUCUGGGGAAGGGUUGUAUGCAGCAAAGGGGAACAGUUCUCAGAAGAAAUGGUUCUGCUGCUUGCAAUCAACUGAUGCUGAAUCUUGAUGCUGAAUCUUGAAGGUCAUGAGCUGAAAUCGAUUGUGGAACUGAAAUAUGGCGACCUUGUUAAACUCAGAAAAGAUUCCCCUAUUUCCAUGGGAACUUCUUUCUGAAAAUUUUCAGUUAUGUAGUGAAGAUGUUGUGGGGAAAUGAGUAAUGUUUAAUGGUCUGGUGUGUACAUUAUUUACAUCCUAUAUGUGGGAUGAACAUUGGUGGUGUAUAUGAGAUGCAUAAAGUUGUGUUUGGUCAAAUCGACUCAAUCUUGAAAGUA